CAGUGGAAAAAAACAAAUCCAGCUUAUGCGACAGCGUGCAGGGAGCGCGAUCGCCACUAGACCAGACCUAAGUUGUUGUCAAGAGAAUCAGCUGAUGGGAGAGUCCAUUACGGCCACCAGGGUUAUGGCGACCUCACGUGAACGUCGGGGGAGCGCAGUGGAAAAGGUUGCCUUGACGUUUCGUAAUGGCGUUUGUCGUAACGCGUUCGCUUUGAACUGACGGUACUUUGCUGAUCGGGGGCUAAAUCCAUGCCUGUUUACUCUCGACAAAAGAAGGGAAAUGUUGCGUCACCGAGGGCAAGCUUUGCUCCCGCCGUUCCCCGGAACGAAGUAGGAGGUUUCAAGUUGACCAAACACUGCUUUGGCCGUCGUAGGUGCGGCUAUUCGUAUUCGUGGGCCGUUCCAGCAUAGAGUUUGUGUUAUCUCGCGCGAUGCAACGCGUGCUGACAUGCUGCGACAACUGGCCUGGCAGUUUGCAGAUGGGGAUGGCCUUCAGCCAGGUGGUCCACAUCCUGCAGCAACAGUUCCGGGCCAUCAAAGGAGUGCAGAUUAUUUAUAACGAACUGAACCCGUUGGCCAGUGACCUGGUCAUUGUGCUCUCGGAGGACGGCAUCAAGCUCAGCUUUGACCCCACCUCUCAGCGCCUCAAGAUCAUUGAGGUGAACGACAUGACCAAAGUUAAAUUAACCUAUUGCGGAAGCCCCUUUUGCUCGCCGGAGAUCCUUCCCACGAGGCAGCAGAUCGACGACUCCUUCGGUGCCACCCACCCUGGCGGUGAGCGCUUCCCUCGCUCUGCUCCCAGGGGUGUGAGACGUGAGCGACGUGUCUUCCCCUCAGAUUACGACGCUGCCCAGCAGAUGUUCGUCCUCAACUUCCGUGGCCUCUCGUUCUCCUUCCAAGCAGACCCCAAGCUGCAGUCGAGGAUGGAGGAGGUGAUGAACUCGUCGCUUCACUUCCCCAACGGGACGUCUCCUGUGGUCUCCAGGAUGGCCAUCUACUACGGCAACAGCCUCAAGGACACGAGGCCACCCCCGCUGCCGCUGUCCUGCUUCUACAACAGCACGUACCUGCAGUCCCUGGAGGUGCUUCGGGAGAAUGCCACUACUGUCGGAGUCAAGCUGACUCUCCUCACGGAAGCUUACGAGGUGUCCAGGCUGACUGGCCCCAUCGAGAAGACCCUGGUGAAGACCAUUCGAUUUGGAGACACCGUUCAGGACGUGGUGUCGGCUCUGGGUUCACCAAGCAAGGUGUUCUACAAGGAGGAGGACAAGAUGAAGAUCCACGCACAGGACUCGUACAAGCUGCUCACUUCCCGGUCCUCGGACUACUUCUACAACUACUUCACACUUGGAAUGGACGUGCUGCUGGAUGCCAACAGGCACACGGUGAAGAAGUUUGUGCUGCACACCAACUAUCCGGGCCAUUACAACUUCAACAUGUACUACCGGUGUCAGUUCAGCAUUGCGCUGCGGGUGCCACCCACCCCGGAGCAGCGCAGGGCCACCCUGGUGGACGUGGCGGACAGCAGCGCCCGCCUGGUGACGGCUUUCACCAAGUGGGACGAAAUCCAGGAGCGCCUGGUGAAGCCCUCGGAGCGCCCCGUGGUGCUCAACCGGACCUCCUCGACCAACACCACCAACCCGUUUGGGCCGACCUACUCGUACGGAUACCAGGACAUCAUCUUUGAGGUGAUGCGCAACAAGCACAUAGCGUCGGUGACCCUGUACCAGGAGCCGGCCUGCCAGAGUGGCUCAUGACUAGGGCACCCACACCUGGCACGCCUCUGGGACGACCGACGAGCACACUCUUGUCCGGAGCACGGCGGGCGGACCAGCGGCAUGGACACCCGCUGCGUCUGACCACACUGCGUCCGACACUCCUCCGUGGGAGGGUCACCAAGGCGUUGUUUUUCUCGCAACGCCGCCAGUGGGAGCUGCCACUAAUACUGGUGUGUGUCUCGAUUCCACGGGCAUUUGAAAGGAAAAAUAAACUGUGGUUGCUCUUUUA
Ixodes scapularis (black-legged tick) is the source of this 2007-nucleotide messenger RNA. Its product is annotated as phagosome assembly factor 1. Gene Ontology annotation, biological process: Golgi to plasma membrane protein transport. Bases 432 to 1757 code for a protein of 441 amino acids. Gene Ontology annotation, cellular component: trans-Golgi network. The record is from RefSeq and is a predicted model, not a curated record. Lineage: Eukaryota; Metazoa; Arthropoda; Arachnida; Ixodida; Ixodidae. The transcript has 12 exons.